AUGACAACUAUAUUACAAACUGUAGGAUUGGCUAUAAGGAUCAUAAGGAUUAGCUUACUGGAACUGACGGCGGUAUUCAGUGAUGGUGAUAGCAAAGGUCUAAAACUUGAGAAUGCCAUGGUGCUGACGGGAGUGCCGGCCCUGAUGGUGGCACUGGUCCUGGGCACUUCGGCGAGCCCUCUGCCAGUGCGCGUGUCUCCUACGGCCUCCCACCAGGAGAGGCUGAAGGCCGCGCGCGCUCUCCUGCAGGAGUCUCCUCUUGUCGAUGGCCACAACGACCUAGCCUGGAACGUCCGCAUGAUCCUGCACAACAAACUGCGCACCUUCAACCUGUCCAGCGACCUGACGCAAGAGAAGCCGUGGCGGAAGUCCCCGUACUCGCAGACGGACCUCCCGCGCCUGCGCAGGGGACUCGUCGCCGCGCAGUUCUGGUCCGUCUACGUCCCUUGCGAGGCGCAGUACAUGAACACAGUGCAAUUGCUGCUCGAACAGAUUGACGUCAUCAAGAGGAUCAUAGCUGCCAGUCCCAGGGAGACGAAGCUGGUGACGUCAUCAGGAGAAAUCCUCGAGGAAUUUGGGUGUGGUCGCGUUGCCAGCUUGUUGGGCGUGGAGGGCGGCCACGGUCUCGGCAGCAGCAUGGGCGUACUGCGGGCGCUGUACGAUUUGGGCGUGCGCUAUCUGACGCUCACCCACAAGUGCCACACGCCAUGGGCCGAGUGUUCCGAGACGAUCAACCACGUGGCACCCAACGCUCCGGGCCUCACGCAGUACGGCAAGGAGAUGAUCCUGGAGAUGAACCGCCUGGGGAUGAUGAUCGACCUCUCCCACUCCUCCUCCCAGACGGCGAGGGACGUCCUGGCCACCACCCGCGCCCCCGUCAUCUUCUCGCACUCCGCCGCCUUCGCCCUCUGCGACGCCCCCAUGAACAUACCGGAUGACGUCAUCAGCGCUUUGGUCGAGAACGAUGGUGUCAUUAUGGUGAGCUUCUACAACGAUUUCCUCACUUGUGGGAAGCCUAGCAACAUAGCCAGUGUUAUUGAACACAUCAAUCACGUACGCACGAUGGCGGGCGUCGAUCACGUGGGCGUGGGCGCUGGAUACGACGGGAUUAAUAGGACUCCCGAGGGCCUCGAAGACGUGUCCAAGUACCCCGAGCUGUUCGCCGAGCUCCUCCAGGAUCCGUCGUGGUCGCUGCAGGACCUCAAGAAGCUCGCGGGACUCAACUUCCUUCGGGUCUUCGGCAAGGUGGAGGAGGUGAGCCAGCACCUGUCGGAGGAGAAGCCUUCGGAGGAGAUCAUUCCCAUUCACGACAUCGACGCCAAGUGGCCGUGCCGGUACAAGUUCGCCAGCCUCGACAACGCCCUCAUCUGA
Penaeus vannamei (Pacific white shrimp) is the source of this 1371-nucleotide messenger RNA. NCBI's taxonomy places the organism in Eukaryota, Metazoa, Arthropoda, Malacostraca, Decapoda, Penaeidae. The record is from RefSeq and is a predicted model, not a curated record.